UUUUUUUCUUUCUGUCACCGGGGGCCAAGUUUCCCCGCCCACUCUCCUCAUUUUCGCCUGAGUCUAGAAUAGUAGAGCCAAGAAAUAGUUAAUCUCUCCGGCUGCUGCUAUGAUUGGCCGCUGUAUGCAGCCUUCAGCCUCCUUGAAUGAGAAACAGGGGUAACCAGGCAACUUCAGAGCUGGAGAGAAGGGGGGAGAAAGAAGAAGAUAUAGGGGCUUUACGGGAUCAUAGAAUUGUAGAAGAAAUUUUGAACAUGUAAAAAGCGAGGCAAUGUGAUUUCACCUUGUGUCUCCGGCAAAUGGAAUUAACAAAUGGAUUUUCUUAAACACGCUCCCUCUCUCUUCCUUCCUCUCUCUCCCUCUCUCUCUCUCUCUCAAUGGGGGAAAAAAUAGAGCGCUCAAAUGAAGGGGACACAGAUGUGGAUUAAAACGCAUAAAUGGGACACUCCGGAGAAGCAUCCGCUGAGAAAAAGUGCUAAGAGCAAGUGACUGUGAUGGGCUGUUGGACUGCAUCUGAAGUGCUCUGCCAAAGAAUAAUAUCCACUCUUGACCUACUCUGAAGAACAAUAUUUCAUUCAAUCAAUGUUGCAGUCUCCCUUGGGGGGAAUUACUCCCGAGUAAUAGGUGGACCCUCAGAAAAGAGCAACGGUGGACCAUGUGAUACUUGACCUUCACGGAGAGAACUCAGGUACACUCCAGAAAAUGUCAAAUCUGAUCUGAAGCUGCUCUCGAGAGGAUCACCCAGCCCAUAAUUCAAUCAUCUUUUUACGUGUUGUUUAACAAUACUCAAACACCAUGGGCCAACACUGACGUAGCAUAGUUAUCAAUGCUGGAUCUUCAUUUACUGAGGAAUGCCGGACAUCUCAUCAUGGAUUUGAACGAGAUUUUCUCCGCCAAAGACCUACUGUGAGAAAGACUGGAGUGGAUAGACUUGGACACUGGGAGUUGGGAGGAUUAGCUAGUGUGCUGCUAACCCAUGGUGGAUCUGCUGUGAGCAGGACAAGGGACUCAGCAGUGGAGGAUGUCAGCGGAGGCCGAGCUCCAGCCGGGUGUCAAAACCAGCCAGCGAAAGGAGUCCAGGAGGAUCAAAGGUCAGGACCGCAGUGAGGCGGGGCUUAUUAAGCGUUUCCGUGGAGAUGGCGUGCGCUACAAGGCCAAACUGAUCGGGAUUGAUGAGGUGACAGCGGCGCGUGGGGACAAGCUGUGCCAGGACUCCAUGAUGAAGCUGAAGGGAAUGGCUUCCUCGGCACGUUCCAAAGGGGAGCACAAGCAGAGAGUCUUCUUGACGGUCUCUUUCGGCGGGAUCAAGAUUUACUGUGAAAGAUCAGGGGUGCUCCUGCAUCAUCACUCAGUCCAUGAGAUCAGCUACAUCGCCAAGGACACCAGGGACCAUCGGGCCUUUGGCUAUGUCUGCGGGAAAGAGGGCCACCACAGGUUUGUGGCCAUCAAGACUGCACAGUCAGCGGAGCCUCUCAUCAUUGACCUGCGUGACCUCUUUACGCUCAUCUACGACAUUAAACAGCGGGAGGAAAUGGAGAAGAAGGCCCAGAAGGACAAGCAGUGUGAGCAGGCGGUCUACCAGACCAUCCUGGAGGAUGAAGUGGACGAUCCAGUUUACCAGUACAUAGUGUUUGAGGCUGGACACGAACCCCUCCGUGGCCCACAGUCAGAGGAGAGCGUUUAUCAGGUCCCAACCAGUCAGCAGAAGGAAGGGAUCUAUGAUGUCCCAAAACGCCAUUUCAUGACUAAUAUCAACCACUUUGAUCUUUUCGGCGACAUGUCCACUCCUCCCUCGAUGCCCCCAUCACCUGCCAACACACUGGACCCUAGCAGGAGCAGUCGCCAGCAGCAACACAAUCCUGCUGAGAUGUACGCCCCCUUCAGCCCCACCUCAGUGCCGUCAGGUUAUAUGACCAUGGGUCCGGUGCAGGCAGCCCAGUGGGCACAGCAGCCAUUUCCUGCCCAGGCUCAGACUCUGGCCUUCCCCGUGCAGGGGCCGCUCCAGGUGGCUCAGGUCCUCCCCAGUGGUCAGCCGGUCAUCUGGAGCCAGGCCAACAUUUUCCCUGCGACUCAACAGCAGUGGGCGGCCAUGGCAGCCUACAUGCCGGCCCAGACAGUGGGCGUUGGGGGGCACGCCAUACCAGCUGCCAUGCUCCAAGGCCUGGUGCCCAUUACUACCAUGUGCCCCCAAGCUUGUGACCUAUCAGCACCCUCUUCCGCCAUCACCAGCCCCCAGCACACGGCCGACCCCACCUUGUUGCAGAGGCAGCUGAGCCUGGGGAAAGAAGGCCUUGGCAUGGACUCAGAUGCAGGCGAGGGCCCCUCUACAUCAGGAGUCGGAGCAGCAGGUGUUGGACCUGGUGUUGUGUCAGCAACAGUGAGCAGGUGUGGGACCCCAGGCCUCAUGAGUGUACCAGACACAUUGGCCUGCAGUCAGCUGCUGCCACCUUCAGCUGGGGUGACCCAGGAAGAGGAAGGGAGCUGUAGUGACCUUGAUCUCUCUAGGAUGACCUUAAGCCCAGGUACAUCCACAUCACCGUCUACUGAAUCUCCAUCCACUCCAGCUCCACAGCAGAGCUCGUCCUCAGAUUGCCCCCCUUCCCAGGCCAGUGACCCCCCCACAGAUCACUCCCCUGUAGACCCUGAGGGCAUCUCCAGCAACACGAGGGAGGAGGAACAAUCGGGCUCUGUUGUUGCAAGGUCGAUCUCUCCUGUGCCCAGUGAAGCUCCUGAUCCUCCGCAGGAUCAGACUUGUCCACAGGAAGACAGCUAGAGAACAACAGACACUGAGGGAUGGAAGCUCUCAAGGCCAAAACUGAAGCUCAUGAAAUAGACAAACAGAGAGAUGAUUGACUGUGAUCAGCAGCAUCUCUCACAGCUGGAUUACACAAACUGUUUUUUCAACCUUGAAAGGAUAUUUUGGCAGUUCUGUAAAAAGCUGGCUGUCCUAGGAUCUGCUUUCCUCCAGAUGCCACAUACUGUACUGUACUCCUCAGCAUGACAACCAGACUUUGGCUCUAUCAUCCAAUCAAAUAACCUUUCAACCAGGAAGUGACCUUUAAUCCUGACAGUACCCUCCUGUAACGGAUUCAUGAGUUUAUAUCUGUGAGGAUGCGUUACACGGCCGUGGUGACACUGAUGAUGCAAAUUUAUUUUUUGGAACCUUUCAUGAGGAGCAGCAUCCUACUGUACGUGGUUGACCUUGAAGUUUGUCAACUGCCACCAGCAAAGACUGUACACAGCAGAUGGAUUUGCCAAAUGUUCUCAUAGUGUUGCACCACCGAUUUGCAUGAACAGACUCAAUGUGGAUUCAGCGGACUCAGCUGUGAGCAAAACUGUUGUCUGCAGCUUCCUUUAAGAUCUGAAACAAAUCGAAAACAUAUGAUUUCUUUUUCUCAUUUUAUAAGCUGUGAAUUCUGUGUUGAUGACACCGAGUCAUUAGAGAUAUCGAAAUGACUUAGAGGCAUCAAUGACGAAAUCAAAAUUUGCCAAACAUCUAUUUUGUAAAUAAGAAUCUUCCCAAUCCCCCACACCUGAGCCUCUGUGCCAUAAGAUAGCUCUCUGCCUCUUUGGAUGCCAACUACCUGUGUUUCUCUCUAACAAUGCCCUACCAGCACCUCCAUUUUUUUGACGUCUGGAUGUUUGUUUCGCUUUUGCUGCCAUUUAUCUUUGAUUUCAGGAAAUGUCUUUGUUUCUGUUUGGUUGGUGAGAUAUGAACUGUGAAUUUGUGUUACAUGGUCACUCAAAGUAAAGCCUGCUGUACCUGUCUCACUCAUCUUGAGCUCGACAGAAGAAAGAAUUGAACGGGUCUACAAACAGGAAAAAUAGCGACAAAAAUCAGACAACUUAAAGAUUACAGACUUCUUUUUUUUUUUUCAAUAAAUAGGAGGCAGAUUUUCCUGCAUCUCGUUGUUUUUAGAUAUUCUACAUUUCCAGCUGAGGUCGCAUAGUUUACAACGUAGAAUCAUAUCUCUGUUUGGUCUCUUGAAUAAAUAAGCAGAACAAACCUGUACUGAUGAGACCCAGCUUAACAACCACAAGCUCAGAGACAGUAGAGUGCAUUUCUAUGCCUUAUCAGGUUUAUUUUUGUUGUCCAGUCACUGUUCUUCUUGUCAGGUCAUUUGUAUACAGUCAACAGGUCAUUGUUGUAAGAAAGCACUUGGGCAUAUUGUAGGUCUGCUCCACUGAAUCGAAAUGGUCAAAAAGAAAGGCAACGUUAUAUAAUAUGAACAAUAGAGAUAUCACUAUUAACUGCUAGACUUACAAUAACAAAUGGUAACUGUACCCCUGCUCGUGUAAGAAAAAUGAGAAAUAGUCCAAAAUAUUUUGUAAAUUUUAUUUAUGGAAUUAAGAAUUGUCAUGAAAAAGAGAUAAAAAAAGGACUUUUGUACGUCUAUGACUUCCCCAUACACUGUACCCAUGCCACUGUUCAGUCACAAAUAAAAUAUCAUGUGAU
Molecule: messenger RNA, 4456 nt
Organism: Larimichthys crocea (large yellow croaker)
Lineage: Eukaryota; Metazoa; Chordata; Actinopteri; Sciaenidae
Product: disabled homolog 1
Exons: 15
Coding region: 1022-2773 (583 amino acids)
Biological process (GO): neuron migration
Cellular component (GO): cytoplasm; intracellular membrane-bounded organelle
Source: RefSeq, a predicted model, not a curated record